Molecule: messenger RNA, 798 nt
Organism: Zasmidium cellare ATCC 36951
Lineage: Eukaryota; Fungi; Ascomycota; Dothideomycetes; Mycosphaerellales; Mycosphaerellaceae
Exons: 2
Coding region: 1-798 (265 amino acids)
Molecular function (GO): lyase activity
Source: RefSeq, a predicted model, not a curated record
AUGGCAUCAGAAUCAGACAAUGAGGGGUACACAGCAAGGCUGGCGGACUUCGCAGCCAACUUGCAAUGGUCUGACAUCCCUCGGGACUUCCAGGAGCUGCUCCCAGUUUUCAUCAUGGAUACUGUAUCAUCAAUGAUACUGAUGAAGGGUCCCUUUCAGCUUUGCGGCGUCGUCCAGCCUGUCUAUCAAGCUACUACCAGAAUGGUGAAGUUAACAUACGGAUACGGUGGUAAUGGUAGCGCAUAUUCCGCCAUUGAUGGAACGUCAACUUCCUUAUCUGGCGCUGCCUUUCUCAAUGGUGUUGCAGCAGGCUGCUUCGAGUUCGAGCACGUCAUCAGCACGACUCACCCAGCCUCGGCCAUGUUUCCAGCUCUGCUGACGGUUGCUGCGGCGUAUCAUAAAAGUGGAGAGGAACUUCUUACAGCGAUGGCCGUAGGAUACGAAUUGUGCACCCGCAUUGGCUUUGCAUGUACUAAAGAUGUGGAAGAACAACGCCACUUCCACAACCCAGGCCUGAAUGGCCAUCUUGCCACCGCAGCUGCGGUUUGCCGGCUAAUGGGAUGGGACGCCACUAUUACUGCAUCUGCAAUGGGGAUUGCAGCUUCCAGUUCAGCAGGUUUGAUGGCAUUCGUCAACACAGGGGCCAUGACAAAACGAUUACAUCCUGCCCGCAGCGGACAGCUGGGCGUUGAAGCCGCUUUCUUGGCCAAAGAGGGAGUUGUUGGUCCCUCCGAUGUAAUCGAAAACCCGAAGGGCUUCCUCAACGCAUUCUCGCCCAACCCCAGCCUGAGCACCUGA